GCGCCACUCACAGCCAGCGAGACAGAAGCUCAGUGCAACAAGGAAGCCUCUGGCCAACCCCACGACGGCGACGUCUUUUUCAUCCUGACUUAGCUUCAAGCAAGCAACCUUUAUUCUUGGGACGCAAUGGCUGACGACGUUUCCGGCGAGAGGAUCUAUCUUCACGGAGAUUUGGACUUGGACAUUAUCGAGGCCCGAAUGUUGCCCAAUAUGGACGCUGUGUCUGAGCACUUCCGCCGUUGCGUCACUGGAUGCGAUACUAUCAAAUUCCGUUCAUCCGAUCCCGCUGCUGCAGCGGGCGACCGAGGCCACCGCAAAACUCACCAACAUAAAAAAAUCAUUACCAGCGACCCUUAUGUCACGGUUACUGUCCCACAGGCCACUGUUGCCCGUACACGUGUCAUAAAGAAUUCCCAAAACCCUUGCUGGAACGAGCACUUCAACAUCCCCCUGGCACACCCCGUCAUAGAUUUGGAAUUCCGCGUGAAAGAUGACGACAUUUUUGGUGCGCAACUCGUGGGAACUGUUAAAAUUCCGGCGCAGGGGAUUGCCUCCGGUGAACGUAUUACUGGGUGGUUUCCAAUUCUUGGAUCCUCCGGUAAGCCACCCAAAAGCGAAACUGCGCUUUAUAUUGAAAUGAAGUUCACGCCAGUUGAGAAGAACCGCUGUAUCUUCGCGGCAUCGCGAACGAUCCCGAGCACAAGGGUGUGA
Neltuma alba is the source of this 711-nucleotide messenger RNA. RefSeq names its product phospholipase D delta-like. NCBI's taxonomy places the organism in Eukaryota, Viridiplantae, Streptophyta, Magnoliopsida, Fabales, Fabaceae. The transcript has 2 exons. Gene Ontology annotation, molecular function: D-type glycerophospholipase activity. Gene Ontology annotation, biological process: phospholipid catabolic process. The record is from RefSeq and is a predicted model, not a curated record. Gene Ontology annotation, cellular component: plasma membrane. Bases 127 to 711 code for a protein of 194 amino acids.